GGGAGUGGAGAGAACAGGCACUGGGAAGAAGUAAUUCACAGAAACCUUUUUUGAAGGCAGAGAAAAAGCUGGCUGAAACUGUCUGCCACACUGUGGAUUACGAUCUGGAUCAGAAUCUACUUGCAGCAGAAAACUAAGGACUUUUGUCAUAGGUGAGAUGGAGAAAUCUUCCAUUUUAUCAACCCGGCCUGAAGUACUUAGUGUAGAGAACAUUGCCAAAGUGCGCAACCGGCUGGCAUCUCUGGGUGCUCUUUCCAAGGCCCUGGAGAGCUGCCUAGAUCAUGCCAUGCUGAAAUUUAGCCGUGAAGAGAGCUGCCUGCAAGAGAAUGCCCGGCUGGUGGUACGCUGUGAAAAGAAGCAGCUGGAGUUCGUCUCAGGCCAGGGAGAGAGCAGCAUUGAGGUUUCCACGGUGCAAAGGAGUCUUCAUUAUAAAGUUCAGCUCCCCAGAUUUGGCGAAACGGUAAAGAAGUCGCCCUGUGGGCAUUUGCUGUUGAGUGCAGAGAACCUGGAGAAGAUAGCAGCUGAGAUCGUCUGCUUGAGGGAAGUGACCAAAGGCCUAAAGGCAGGCUUGGAAUAUGCCCAGAGCCGCUUUCUCCAGGAACCCAUCCGCAUCCAGGAAAAUUGCUGCAUGGUGAUAGAGAGGGAUGGCCGGACACUCAAAUUAGUUUCUGGGGAUGGACAGAAUUACAUCUACAUUUACCCAAACGCAGAUGGGGAGAUCCAAUAUGAUAUUGAGUUUGCUUCCUUUUUGGAUCGUUUUGUGAGGGCUCUAACUCCCACUACCUGGUAAUGAAAUUUUGCCAAAAACUUCCUCUGUCUGUGUGUGGGCACAUGAGCAGAAUUAAUACAAGAUUAGCUACCAUAAACAACUAUUGUUACUGCAAUGGGACUCAGGACCGCCUUUGAUUCAACACAGAAGAAAUGAUAGAACUUAGUCCAGAAGGAAUGUUCAUAGGAGUGAAGCUAGAAGUAACUUUCUUAAUUGGGAUCACAGCCAGUUCUUCACCCAUCGUAUGAACCCCAUCCUUCUGAUCCAUGCUGUGAACAUAAAUGUGCAUGUAUGGAAGCUGAAUGCUGGAUCAGAUCUCAAGCCAUAGUUAUUUUGUGUUUUGUUGCUGUGUAUUUUGGUUGUGUAGGGUGUUUUAUUGUCUUAAUUAUUUGGGGUUAUCCACUUUGGGGUUCUCACUACAAAAAGUCAGGAAUACAUUUUAAAAUUAAUAAAUAAAUCUUCACCCUG
Molecule: messenger RNA, 1237 nt
Organism: Hemicordylus capensis (graceful crag lizard)
Lineage: Eukaryota; Metazoa; Chordata; Lepidosauria; Squamata; Cordylidae
Exons: 2
Coding region: 158-790 (210 amino acids)
Source: RefSeq, a predicted model, not a curated record